AUGCAAUUGCCGUCCUACCCCACAUUCGAAGAUAAAUACAAAGAGCGCGAGUACCUGAAGAACCGCUUGGCCGCCGCGUUUCGCAUCUUUGGCAAAUUCGGAUAUGAUGAAGGUGUUGCGGGGCACAUCACUCUCCGUGACCCCGUAGAUCCCACGACUUUCUGGGUCAAUCCGUUCGGCAAGGCUUUCUCGCAGAUGAAAGUCUCCGACUUGAUCCUUGUCAACCACGAGGGCAAGGUUAUCGACGGUGGCCCUAACCGGAAUCUGAAUGCGGCGGCGUUCAUGAUCCACUCGGCCAUCCAUGCUGCGCGCCCGGAUGUGAUCUGUGCUGCGCAUAGCCAUGCAAUUCACGGGCGGACAUUCUGUGCCCUUGGACGGCCUCUGGAUAUCAUUUCACAAGAUGCCUGUGCGUUCUAUAAUGACCAUGCGGUAUAUCGUUCCUUCAGGGGCAUUGUCCUGGCCGAAGAAGAGGGGCUCGAGAUCGCAAAGGCACUCGGGAAUAAAAAGGCGAUUCUUCUCCAGAACCAUGGCAUUCUGACCGUUGGAAAGAGCGUUGAAGAGACAAUCUACUGGUUUGUCAGCCUUGAAAGAUGCUGUUACACCCAGCUCCUUGCAGAUGCUGCGGCCGCAGGUCGUGGCGGAGAGACCGUCAAGAUCGAGGAAGCAGACGCUGCCUUCACAUAUAAAACUGUCGGAAGCCCAAAGGCUGGAUGGUUCAGUGCACAGCCCUUAUUUGAUGUGAUUCAUGAGGAAACCAAGGGUGCAUACGCGGAGUGA
Molecule: messenger RNA, 777 nt
Organism: Penicillium chermesinum
Lineage: Eukaryota; Fungi; Ascomycota; Eurotiomycetes; Eurotiales; Aspergillaceae
Product: class II aldolase/adducin family protein
Exons: 3
Coding region: 1-777 (258 amino acids)
Cellular component (GO): cytoskeleton
Molecular function (GO): actin filament binding
Source: RefSeq, a predicted model, not a curated record